UCAAGCAAGUGGCGACACGCUCCAAUCUCUCCUUUCUCAAUAACUGAGCCGUGAAGCCUACGCUCGCGCACUCCUUCCCUCUUCGUUUCUCUCGGCGUCAAGCUUGAGGAGCAGGAGUCAACAUUUAGAUUUUUCUCAAUUUGUUUAAUUUUAUAUAUGGAAAUAUAUAAGCAAUGUGGGAUGAUGUUUUUUAAUCCCUUUUAACAAAAAAAAAAAAACCCAUGUUUAUUCUGUGCUGAGAAUCAUCCUCAAUCAUGUUCAGGAAUUCGAUUCUGUGUAGUUGUUAUAUGAAUCUUUUUCUUUUCAUUACAUGUUUUCUUUGCUUCUGUUUUUCGUACGAAGAGUACGGUUCCUACAAUUCGUUCUCUGUUUCCAGCAUCAGUUACUCUAAAACCAAGCUUAAACCCUACGAAUGGCGCUAUAUCAGAGUUGAGUUGCCGCUGUGGUUCUCUUCAAUGUCAAUUGCAUUAGAGUCAGAUGUGGACAUUGGUACUGAAAGCACAGGAAAGAUUCCUAAAAGCACAUUGCCAAUGAUAUGCUUCCGAAAUGGUAGCCCCCCACUGCCGGAUGUCUCAAACACUACAGUAAAAGAUUUAGUGUUAGGUACUCUCUCUAAUGGAUCUUUUGGAGUGACGGGAGGUCUUCAAAAUACAGAGCAGUGCUAUCCUAUGCAGAAAAAUAUAACGACAAGAUUGACAAAUGAGCAGGUUUUUGAGAAUUACUGGGUCUGGUAUUUUGGGGUUUUCAAUGGCAUUGGACCUAUGAGGACACAAUCAAAGAUGAUUAGUCGAGGAUCAUCGUACACCUUCAGCGCCAAUGUAAGUGUGGAAGGAUGUACAACUUCAACAAUGUCAGGCCAAUACUGCAACCAAACAGUUAAUCCACUUUCAUGUGUUCUAUCUGACAGCUCCAAUUUUACAGAAAGUCUUUCAAUUGACAACCAAACCACAGAAAAUUUCAUUUCGUGCAGAAGUUCUUUUGAGAAUUCUUGCCAUGUGGAUGGUGAACCCAAAAUCUACUUCUUGGAUGUAAUGGGACUACCAGAACAGUUAUCUGUUACAGUGAUGAAUGUCAGGUUCAAUGGAACAUCCUCAAAUUUCACUGGGAAUGUCAGUGAAAUUAAUGUAAUGUGUCUUGCUCGGCAUGGAACAAUUCCUCUGCCGAAUUUGCAUGAUUAUUCCACUAAUAUAAAUAAGGCUCCUUUGGUCAUCCGCUCACCAAAGGUUGGUCGCUGGUAUUUUACUAUUUUACCUGUUAAUCUGUCAAAAGAGAUUGGAGGGAUCCAGGAUCCAACAAUAAAAGUUUGCUAUUCCAUGGAAUGGAAAGUACUCGAAUGUCCGUUGGGAAAAGCUGGGCUAAACUGUACACAGGAAAGAUACAUGCUUCAGACAGUUCUCAGGAGAAAUCCAACUGCCUUUUUUGAAUCUUAUUAUUUGCCAGUCAGUGAAAAAGUUUCUCCAGAUUCUGCCAAUUUUCCUCUGGAACCUCUUUUAAGCAACUACUCAAAUGGGGGAGAGCUUGGUGAUGCUUGGACUUAUUUUCUUAUGGACGUUCCUCAUGGUGCAGCUGCGGGAAAUAUCCACAUCCGACUAACAUCAGAUGUGAAAAUAAAUUAUGAAAUAUAUGCCAGAUUUGGUGCAUUGCCAACCCAUGAUACUUGGGAUUACUUCUAUGCAAAUAAAACAAGCAGCAGUGAUGGCUCGAUGUUUUUCAUGCUGUAUAAUUCAAGUGAAGAAUCUGUUAAUUUUUAUAUCUUGUAUGUUAGAGAAGGAUCAUGGAAUUUUGGAUUGAGGUAUCUAAAUUCUUCAAGCAGCACUUCCACAGCUCAAACUACUAUGUCUAUUUCACUGGAAAGAUGCCCAAAAAGAUGCUCAUCUCAUGGGCAGUGCCAAUCUGCUGUUGAUGCAAGUGGAUUAACAUUUUACAGUUACUGUGCAUGUGAUCGGAACCAUGGGGGCUUUGAUUGUAGUGUCGAAAUCGUAUCACAUCAAGGGCACAUAUGGCAAUCAAUUUCUCUUAUUGCAUCAAAUGCUGCAGCUGUACUUCCUGCUUAUUGGGCUCUUCGCCAGAAGGCAUUUGCUGAGUGGGUUCUCUUCACGUCAAGUGGGAUUUCUAGUGGACUAUAUCAUGCAUGUGAUGUGGGCACCUGGUGUGCAUUAUCCUUUCAUGUCUUACAGUUCAUGGACUUCUGGCUCUCAUUUAUGGCUGUGGUGAGCACGUUUGUGUACCUAGCUGCUAUUGAUGAAGGUUCGAAGAGGACGAUUCACACAGCUGUUUCAAUUCUUACAGCCCUCAUGGCUGCAACUGAGGCAACCAGGUCUGCUAAUAUCAUUCUUGUAAUAGCAAUUGGGGCUCUGGGUCUCCUUGUUGGAUGGCUGAUAGAAUUCUCAACCAAAUUUAGGUCAUUUUCAUUUACAACAGGAUUCCACGUAAAUGUGCUUCACAGAUGGCAAACUAUUAGAGACUCGCUACGAAGUCUUAUCAAGACACUUUUAAAACGUUUCCGAUGGGGUUUUGUGCUUGCUGGCUUCGUUGCACUAGCCAUGGCUGCCAUAAGCUGGAAACUGGAAACCAGUGAAAGCUACUGGAUUUGGCAUAGCAUGUGGCAUGUCAGCAUAUACACGUCUUCUUUCCUUUUCCUGUGCUCAAAAGCAGACUACAUAAAUAACGAGGAUGAAGGACCCCCAGAUGGAAAUUAUGAGUUAACUCGCCAGGAUUCAUUCCCAAGAGGGCCAUAGGGGGAGAUGGAGGAAUGUUUACAAACUCUGACCCCCCAAGUUCGUUGUAAAUUCAUGUGUAUGUUAUAAGUUAUUUAUCUAUUAGGACAAAAGGAAUCAAGCCAGGGCGGAAAUGCUACUGAGAGUUAUAUAUAGGGAGAAUAGAAUGUAGAACAUCAGGAUGAAGAUUAGAGUUUUGAUCAUGUAAAUUUGUAGUGCAUCUCAUCAACGUUUAUGCUCAAACAGAUUGUUGAUUUGCUGCACAGAUUGUUGAUUGGUCAAUAAACCCGAAAAAGGACAGUAGAUGAUGGUCCA
Messenger RNA from Vitis vinifera (wine grape), 3032 nucleotides. RefSeq lists its product as uncharacterized. Gene Ontology annotation, cellular component: plasma membrane. The transcript has 14 exons. The record is from RefSeq and is a predicted model, not a curated record. NCBI's taxonomy places the organism in Eukaryota, Viridiplantae, Streptophyta, Magnoliopsida, Vitales, Vitaceae. The coding region runs from base 255 to 2738 and encodes 827 amino acids.